Messenger RNA from Rhagoletis zephyria (snowberry fruit fly), 657 nucleotides. RefSeq lists its product as uncharacterized. NCBI's taxonomy places the organism in Eukaryota, Metazoa, Arthropoda, Insecta, Diptera, Tephritidae. The record is from RefSeq and is a predicted model, not a curated record.
CUUAAACUUCGAAAACGAGAGUGAUUGAAGAUACUUUCAGUGUGGAUAUAUUACAAGCAUAUAUUACACAAUGUUUAAACUUCUUUUACUUAUGGGCAUGGGUUUGGGCGCAAUGUACAUGUUGCACCUGCUUGCACAGGACUACAAUAAAAUACGACAGCCCGUUGCUGCGGCUGCGCGCGCACUCGCUACGGCCAGCAAUGCGGUCGCACGUGUGAAGCGAGGUAACACCGAAGCAAUAACCAAAGUCUACAAGCUCUUGAAUAUACAGGAACAACCAGGAAGCCAUAAUACUGCCAACACAACAACACUCAGUAUUGAAUGGAAACGUAUUUUAUCACGGGAUCCUUUUGAAUGUCUAUUAUCACUAAUAUGCCAACUAAUGUCAGGUGCUGAGGCACACUCACGCGAAGCCAGAUUAAUAAAGGAAUUCCUAGAAACAAAGGUUACUCACGCACCAGCAAAAAUUGGAAGAGCUUUUAGUAGAGGUCUGGCUCUUCAAGGUGCUACCGAUCGCUGCUAUGACGAAUAUCCAUUUUGUGUUUACUCUGCGAAAACUAUGCUCAGAGUGCUAAGAUGGUUUGUAGAAUCACCUAGUGAAGAAGACGCCUGAUAAGCCAAAAGCGAUAUCGAUUGCUGGCGCAAGAGGAAACAUUA